Molecule: messenger RNA, 1287 nt
Organism: Culex pipiens pallens (northern house mosquito)
Lineage: Eukaryota; Metazoa; Arthropoda; Insecta; Diptera; Culicidae
Exons: 2
Coding region: 503-1237 (244 amino acids)
Source: RefSeq, a predicted model, not a curated record
UCCUGGGCUCAAAUGUCAUCGAUGGCAGGCAGAUGCUGUGUGGGGAGCAAUAAUCAUAACAGUAUUUCGGUGAUUUCGGUUUGGCUUUCCUUUCGAAAGGGGAGGGCGAAACCACAAUCAAACGAUUACGAAUUGAUCGGAAGCCGAUAGGAUUCGGAAGAGGGGAACAAUUUGCAAACCCGCCUCCGAAUGGGCUGUUAGAUGUCGAGAUUGGGUGUGAUUUACUUCAUUUGCUGCGUAAUCCGAGAUUGGAGUGCAGCGUCUUUUGACGUUUCUAGCUUUUUAUAGCAACUGAAGAAUCUUCGGUGCGAGCGCCAUUAUGGCGUUUUGACAGUUCUGAGUUUUUAUGGCUUCUCUGACGUUUCAGGCCAGCCUAAACAAAUGAGACAGUUCAGAGAUUUGGAAGGAUUUGCCGAAGCUUCCGGCCAAGUGGGGUGAACAGUACGAUUUGAAACUGGAGCGGGAUUGUGGCGUUCAGGAUGAAUUCGUGCCAAUUAUCACGAUGCCCAAGGAAAUGGUUGGGGAUUUGUUCGCUAAACAGCAACCGCUGGAGGAGCAAUCUAAGGGACUUUUGGGCAAAGGUAGAACUUGGUUGAAGAAUUUCGUGUCGACGACAAUGAGUGGGAUUAAGGAGAAGCUAGAAGAAGCAACUGGUAAGGUUAAAAGUAUGAUAAGUGAUUUUCAAAAGAAGAAGACGGAUGCUGUCAAAAACGUUAAAGAGAAAUUAGACAGUAAAACGGAUGAAAUCGAAACUAGCUUGAAAGAAGCUUCGAAAAAAGUUAGUUGUGAGAAAACUGCAAACAAAUGUGUUCAGAAUGCUAAAGGAACGUUUGAAGAAUAUCAAGAGAGCUUGCAGCAAGCAAUGAAUCCAUGCUUGAAUGAGAUGAAGGAUGCUAUAAAAGGUCAUGAAAGCAGAAUUGACUUAGCGAAAAGAGAAGUGAACGAUCUUCUGAGUCAGCUGAAGAACUGUACCGAAGGUAAUCCAACUUCCGGUGGAGUAAAGGAAAGAAUCGGUGCGGUAUUUGGAACAAUCCAAUGUGCAACAAAAACGCUAGCUAAUCAGAUUAAGAACCAACUGGGAACUGCACUGAAAAAACUGGCGGAUGCGGUCAAAAGCGCUGGAACGCUGAAAAAAGAGGUUGACGGUGCCAACAAAUGUAUCGAUGAACCUCCAAAACACGAUCAAGUUGAGAAACAACAAGCCAAACUUGUUGGAUUGUUGGGUCAGUGUAAAUAAGCGUGUAAAUUAAAACAAAAAACUUUGAAGAUUACAAUCAUUAAAAUAUU